Molecule: messenger RNA, 654 nt
Organism: Botrytis deweyae
Lineage: Eukaryota; Fungi; Ascomycota; Leotiomycetes; Helotiales; Sclerotiniaceae
Exons: 2
Coding region: 1-654 (217 amino acids)
Source: RefSeq, a predicted model, not a curated record
AUGACAAGAGUCAAAGCUAAAACUACAAUGAAGCGCACUCCCUUACCCGAUCAAAGAAUGUCCACUACCAAGAAACCCACCAUCAAAUCUCCCAACUCUAAGCCCACCGCCAAACCUCGCAAAUUCAAAAUGAGCGCUGCUUCUCGAAUGAUCAUGUCUAUCAGUAAGGAUACCAUUGUUGGCAGAGUCAAGGCACAGGUAAAGAAAGACAGCAACAAGAUAUCCAAGUCCCGUGGCACGACCGUCGCAUCUCUUGGACAGAAAUCCCAAAAAGGUCGCGAGCUUCCUUGUCUUGAGCUUCCCAAGCCCGAAGCUCUCCUAUAUCAAGAUGAGGAGACUGUGAAAUAUUACACCCAUUACUACAACUAUUACGCACCACUUCAAGAGUUGAAAAAGGGAAAGAGCAUGACCUGGAAGGCUAUUCAUGCUAUUUACGCAGAGCAUUUUCCCGACAGAAACUUCCCCAAGACCGAAAAUGUAAUUUCCUCCGCCGCAUCUGAGAGCUAUCACAGAUUGUGUGUAAUUGUGGAGGCUGAAAAUGAGGCCGUUGCUUUAGCAGAUGCUACUGAGAAUCCAGAGUUUGUUUUUCCUGACGAAGAGGAUGAUGAAGACGAUGAAGACGACGAAAUGGCUCUAGAUGGCCAGGCCAAGUGA